GGCUAAAGUUGUGUCACAGUGUUUAGUUGCUAGGCUGCUAGCUGGUGAUCUCUCCACACAGACUUACUGACUCGUUUUAAUCUCUAAAUCACAAAGCCAUGCAAACACUGUAAUAAUCCAAAACGGGGAAUGUAUGCAGAGAUACAUCGGAUGCAGUGGUGAUCUUUGAGCUCGGGUUAAACAAACAGCGUCGGAGGUUAACUAACUCAACCACCCACAUAGAGGCGCCUCUUGCUAACCUAGCAUCCUCGCUACCUCUUGACAUGUCAACAGUCUGCCUCAGUGGUUUGUUACUGCAGCUAUUUAGACUUUAUGGCAUUCAUAUGAACGUUAACGGUGUCGAUACAUGUCAGUGUAACGUUAUGCAAAACGUGUGGAUCCAGUAACACCUCCAUGAUCCGGUAAAACAGGACGAACAAGCUGGCAAAGAUGGAGCUGCAGAGAUCAACGACAUGAGACAGGACAUGAGACAGCCUGUCCUUCUUCUGUAUAUUGUCUCUGCAUGGAAAAUGUUGUCAACUUACCAAAAAAUAACUAUGAACUGGAAAGUCACAAGAUGGUGAAUGUAUUCCCUUGUACACCCCUAUUCUCAUGACACCAACCGGGAGAUAUGGGCAUCCUAAGACUGGGAGCCAGAAUCAUGGGUAGGAUCAGUACUUUCAGGUCCUAUCAGUUUGUGCUUCUCCUGGCUGCCGCACUCGCUGUUGUAGCUUUUUACUACUUCGGCUCAGAGAGGCAGAACUUCUCCAGCACCACGAAGCGGAUCAAGCACACGCAGGCCACCCACAAUGCCAACAGAAACGAUGCUGACCUAACCGUGGAUACCAGUCUCUCACACCCAGCUGGAUCUGAAGAGCAAGGAGGGGAAGAUCGAGAUGUAGGAGGAGGAGGAGAGAGCGAGGGAGUUAGUUCCAGGAAAGGGGACAGUGGUAGCACUGGUGACCAACGCUACCACGCACUCAUGAUGUUCACCAAGGUGGACAAGAGCCGGAGCCUGCAGGACAAGUUCAGGGUGGCCAUGUUGUCGAUGGCUAAGCAUGGAAACUUCAUGGAAGGAGAGGUGUUGGUCCUUCAUUUUGUGAGCGACCAAGCCAGCAAAGAACUGGGAGAGAGGAUGCUGCAGGAGUUUCUCCUCGAUGCAACAUUUAAGUACGAGGUUUUGUUCCAUGACGUGGUGGCUCUCACACAGAAGCUCUUCCCCAUCGUGGAGGCCAUGCAGAAGCACUUCAGCGCCGGCUCUGGGGCUUACUACAGCGACGCCAUCUUCUUCCUGUCUGUUGCCAUGCAUCACAUCAUGCCUGACAGUCUGACGCGCAUAGUGCAGCUUGACCUGGACCUGAAAUACAGGACCAACAUCAGGGACCUUUUCCAGGAAUUUGACCAGUUUCCUCCAGGAGCGGUAAUAGGCAUCGCCAGAGAGAUGCAGCCAGUCUACAGACACACCUUCUGGCAGUAUCGUAAGGAGAACCCUCAGACCAGAGUAGGUGAUCCUCCUCCCGAAGGCCUACCAGGCUUCAACAGCGGCGUGAUGUUAUUGGACCUUGGUGCUAUGAGGGACUCGGCUAUCUACAACCAACUGUUGCAGCCUAGCAAUGUGGCCAAACUAGCAGACCAGUAUCGCUUCAGGGGCCACCUAGGGGACCAGGAUUUCUUCACUAUGAUCGGCAUGGAGCACCCCGAACUGUUUUAUUCGCUGGCCUGUGGGUGGAACCGACAGCUGUGCACAUGGUGGAGGGACCACGGUUACGGAGACGUGUUUCAGAUGUAUUAUCGCUGCGAUGGACUCGUCUAUAUCUACCAUGGGAACUGUAACUCCCCGAUACCAGAUGACUGAUGUAGGCACUGGACUGAUGCUGGAACUGAAAAGGAGUCUAUGACAUCUAGAAUAUAGUUUAAGGAAAAUAUUUUUCCUGCUUUUUGGAAGGGAGGAUUGUGUGGCAGUUUGCUUUCUUGACCACCGUACUGCCGGUGUAGUCACAGACUCUGCCCCCUGCUGGCCAAGGGGCUAGUGAAGGGCCCAUCCAUACAAAGAUACGACCAAAUGAUGUUCAUCGGUGUCAAGGAGCUGCAAUAGUUGGGGCGUGUCUCUUCAGGUACAGAGAUGAUGAAAUGAUGAAAUAUGAUAUACGAAGUCAAGUAUGAGUAACAGAUCUAUUAGUUUGAAGACUUAAGAGUAAAAAUACACUGAUUUAUGUUACAAAAUAAUCUACCUAGAACAUGUUCUUGCCUGUAUUUGAUUGGCCAAUGCAGUGCCUUGCUGAAUGAUGAAGAAAUCAUACGAUUUUGUAGAUGAACGGAUUAGUUGAUUUAAUCGUCAGAUCUGUAAAAUUGAGUUUCAACACAAAAGCACCACUUUAAAUCUUGUGUUUACCAGAUAUGUGCUCAUAAGGUUCUUAGAAAUAAGUUAUUAAAAUCAUAAAAAAUUAAUAAUCGACUAAAGAAAUCUUAGUCGACUAAGACCAAAAUGACGAUUAAUCGACUAAGAGGGGGCAGCCCUAGAUGUCGCAUUGCGUUGCGGAGAAAGUUCAACUUUUUUUUGCAGGGGCCCUCUGCAUGGCACCCCGCUGCCUCCACGCUGAAAUCAUUCAAAGUAAAUAUGGGGGUUAAUGUCAGUAUCAAUGAUGCCUAAUACGUCAUACAUUGUCAAUGUCAAGGCAUUUUUCUUUUCAUUUGCUUAUACAAUAAUUGAUCUCAAUAAAUGUUUAUAUUUGUUUUGAGGAGAAUCUAAAA
Molecule: messenger RNA, 2730 nt
Organism: Sebastes umbrosus (honeycomb rockfish)
Lineage: Eukaryota; Metazoa; Chordata; Actinopteri; Perciformes; Sebastidae
Gene: xxylt1
Product: xyloside xylosyltransferase 1
Exons: 5
Coding region: 611-1834 (407 amino acids)
Molecular function (GO): UDP-xylosyltransferase activity
Source: RefSeq, a predicted model, not a curated record